GCGCUGCCCAGUAGUAAACUCGGGUAGUGUCGUGUGUUGUGCAUUUAUGUAGGUCAUUGAAUUAUUUUUACAUGUUUAUACCGCUCGAUUUUUCACAGUUCCGAUACUGAGUUUUUGACGGCUUCAGUCAUGGCUUACACGCAGCUUUUGAGAGUCCUGCACCGAAAACUGCACACAGCCUCACUCCUCUCCGUGCACACUUGUAAACUCACGCAGAGCCCGAACAGGGCGGUGACAACACGGCUGGUCUUCAGGGAGACUCUUCCUUCACCUGCUCUGAGGCUGCGGGGCUUUUCUCUGGACUGCACAGCCAGAAAUCAGAAGAUCAGCCCCGAAGAGGGAGACAAGUCCGUGUCCAGGUAUCAGGCUGGGACCCCCAAGCUUUCAACGGCGCAAAAAGUGAAGGAAGCUGGCAGAGACUUCACCUAUUUAAUCGUUGUGCUGGUUGGGUUUGGAGUGACAGGGGCGCUUCUAUACGUGGUGUUCCAGGAGCUGUUUUCUUCCACAAGUCCAAAUAAAGUCUAUGGGAAAGCAUUUGAUAAAGUCAAGUCACAUCCGGAGGUGAUUGGUGCAUUUGGAGAGCCACUGAAGUGUUAUGGCGAGACGACACGUCGAGGACGGAGGCAGCAAGUCAGUCAUUUGGAAUACCUGAAGGAUGGACUGAAGCACAUGAGACUUAAGUUUUACAUCGAAGGCUCUGAACCAGGCCUCAAAGGAAUUGUGCAUUCAGAGUCAAAGGAGAACCCUGAAACUGGCAAAUAUGAAUUUCGUUACAUAGUUGUGGAGAUGGACACCUAUCCUCGACGGACCAUUGUUGUGGAAGACAACCGAUCAAAAAUAUCGACAGACAUUUCUGUCCUGUGACUCCUCUUUAUGGAAAUUUCAUUUGUUGUGUUGAACAAAACAGGAAUAUGUCAUUUCUCUCCCAGUUUAUUGUAAAAACAGUCAUUGCUGAACAUCAACUGUUAUGGCUGAGAUUUUAUUAGAAUAAGAAACUGGGGGGGGGGGGGUUCUUUAUUUUCUUCUUUUUCUGUAGCUGAUUGCUUGUUCUGUUUUGUUGAAUGAAUUGGCAACAUUUUUUUGGAUUUCAAAACUAUUUUCACACAUAAGUCUAUUUCGACUCUUGAAUCAAUGUCUUGCACUAUGUUGCAAAGUCCACUAGAUGGAAGCAGGUCACUGCGAGAGGGAUAAUAUGUUAUGCAUUUUAUUCUGGGUUU
Salarias fasciatus (jewelled blenny) is the source of this 1217-nucleotide messenger RNA. RefSeq names its product translocase of inner mitochondrial membrane 21 (gene timm21). Bases 130 to 864 code for a protein of 244 amino acids. The record is from RefSeq and is a predicted model, not a curated record. Gene Ontology annotation, cellular component: TIM23 mitochondrial import inner membrane translocase complex. Gene Ontology annotation, biological process: protein import into mitochondrial matrix. The transcript has 6 exons. NCBI's taxonomy places the organism in Eukaryota, Metazoa, Chordata, Actinopteri, Blenniiformes, Blenniidae.